Molecule: messenger RNA, 1681 nt
Organism: Pararge aegeria (speckled wood butterfly)
Lineage: Eukaryota; Metazoa; Arthropoda; Insecta; Lepidoptera; Nymphalidae
Product: cytokine receptor-like
Exons: 2
Coding region: 106-1179 (357 amino acids)
Molecular function (GO): protein binding
Source: RefSeq, a predicted model, not a curated record
UUUUAUUUCAAUACUGUGACUUGACACACUUGACACUUGGUUAUUGGUACCGGUUUGAGAAAAAGUGGAAUGUGAUAAUCAAAAGGUGUAAAGGACAAAUCUACUAUGGCAGAUUUAACUACGAGGAUAACGCGAAAGUUCCAGCUUUACAUUUGGUGUAUGGUGUUUAUAAGUUUGCCAUGCUUAUCUGCGAAAUGCUUAAAUGUCGAUAUUUCAGUGAAUCUGUAUCCAGAAGGUACCUUAAAGAUUAAGUAUGGUGAACCAUUGGAGUUAUUUUGUGUUACAGACAGCAAUUAUUCAGCCAGUGAUAUUCACUUCAUAAAUGGCCGAAAUAAUAAAAAUAUGGACUCUGACAUAGUGAACAGUACUACACGGAGGUUAUAUAUUGCAAUGCCCGAGAAGCAAUUAACCACAUUCUAUUGCCGUAAUAAUAAAACAAAAAAAGUAUGUCUAGCUCGAGUUUUAGUGGAUAGUCCGCCAAGUGAUGUAACUGAUUUCAACUGUAUAUCUAAAAAUGUAGAUAUAUUAAAUUGUUCGUGGACUAGACAACCAUCGUUUAGCAUUAUCAGAUACACUUUAACUUAUUCUGUUAAUACCCUUCCUGUAAAUCCGCCAUGUGUACCUACACAGAUUGAAUCUACAGUGUACUGUGUAUGGAAGACAAAUAGCAUGCCUAGAUAUAGGCAACAAGAAGAGACUCAGUUCUUUGAUAUGACUGCUUGCAAUGCAGUUGGCUGCAACAGCCAGAACUUCACCGUAGAUCACUUUUCCAUUGUUAAGCCGGACAGUCCAUAUGAAUUAAAAAUACUUAAGUAUGGUACUCACAGUGUUUAUCUAGAAUGGAAAAUUUCUCAUAACAUUGUAGAUUUUUUGAGUUGUGGUGUGGACCAUAUAAUACAGUACCAAUUAGCUAAGGUGGAUAACGGAACACACUUUCGUACUGUAGAUACCUCAAAUUUACCUGCAAGAAACAGAACAUAUAGAUUUCAUUUAAUGGAUUUACCAUAUGCUCAUAUGCAGUACGAUUUACGCAUUUAUAUCAAAUCAAAAAUGGCAAAAUCUAGACAGUACUGGUCUGAUUUUGCAUAUAAACAUUUCACUACAUUAAGUGAAGAGCCAAUGAGACCGCCGACUAUAAUUUCAGGAGCGUUUGAUCAGUAUACUCGUGGUAACGAAUGAGUUAUAAAUGUUUAUUGGCAGGAGAUUGCAGAAAUCGAAGAGGGUGGUCCUAAUUUUAAAUACUUGGUAUUGGCAGCCCAGGGUAACCUGACUCAAAUGAUUCACCAUCGUAAAGGGAUGUAUCUGUCAUUAAAUGCAACUCCCAAUGCCUUAGAUAUCACUGCCUGGUCAUCCAAUGUAAAUGGCUCCUCUCUUAACAGCAGUCACAUAUAUAUUCCAUCGGAAAAGGAUACUCACUACUUAAAGGUGAGUUAUUUUACGAAAGUGGUUUAUGAAAAUGGAACUUACGAGUUGUCGUGGGAUAGUGUAAAAAAUAUAGACAAUUAUACACUUUUCUGGUGCGAACACAAUGGCAAUCAGAUAUGUAACGGUCGAAUUGACUUUGCUGUUUUAGACUCCGGAAAGACUAGGCAUAUUAUUGACUUGCCAUUAGAAUUUAAGUAUCAGUUUGCGAUAUCCGCGAUAAGUGGUAAGAAUAGUGGCGGUAUGACUUGGGCGAAAA